GUGCGGUGCUCGCUUCUCCGUUUACUCGGAUGUUGUGUGCUGCCCAGUGCGCAGCCUUGUAGGCACAGCGAGGGGGCGGAACUGUUUCCGGACUUGGAGCUCAGCUUUCUCCGGUUCCGCACGCAGCCCAGUCUGACCGCCAGGCUCGGCACCGGAGCCGGGGCAGGGCAGGUGGAGCAGGAACAACCAGCCUAAAGACGAGGGCAGGGUGUUGGCGCCACAUUAAAGGCGUGCGCAUCCCUGUUCCCCAGGGUCGUGACUUACCUGCACCGUGCAACGCCAGUGACAGACUCACAGAAAGAGGGAGGAACACGGAGGAGGAGAGAGGGGAGCAUCACUGCUGAGGGAGAUGGCGGAGUGCGGGCGGAAGGCGCUGUCUCUCCUGGAAGCGGCCCGCUCCCGGUAUGAGAGCCUGCAGAUAUCCGACGACGUGUUCGGCGAGUCCGGCGACGACAGCAGCGACAACCCCUUCUACAGCACCUCCGGGGACUCCGACUCCGACAACUACAUAGCCGAGGCGGGCGAGGAAGAGCACCACCACCACCAGAAGCGGAGCGACAAGGACUACGGGCACAGCGGGGGAGCCGGUGGGGGCACCAGCGGAGCSGGUCCCCCGGGCUCCCUGUCGCGUAGCCAGGCGGAGGAGGAGGGCUGGACGGAGACACUGCAGGAUGUCACGGUGCCGCUGUACAAAGAGACAUACGGCCCCACUCAGAAGAUGCCAGGCACAGCCACCGCCUUGGACUUCUUCCAGCUCUUUGUUCCCGACAACUGCAUCCAGAACAUGGUCACCCAGACCAACAUGUACGCCAAGAAGUUCCAGGAACGAUUYGGCUCCGAGGAAGGCUGGUGUCCGGUCACAGCCCAGGAGAUGAAGGCCUUCUUGGGCUUCGUCAUCUCCACCAGCGUGCACCGCUGCGAGUCGGUGCUCAGCAUCUGGAGCUCGGGCUUCUUCAGCAACCAGAGCAUCGCCCUGAAGAUGAGCCARUCCCGCUUCGAGAAGAUCCUCAAGUACUUUCACAUCGUGGCGUUCCGGCCAUCCCAGGGAAGCAACCAGGGCCUUUACAAGAUCCAGCCUUUCCUGGACUCGCUGCAGCAGUCGUUCAGCUGCACMUUCAGACCAUCGCAGACACAGGUCCUGCACGAGCCAUUGAUAGACGAGGACCCCGUGUUCAUCACCACCUGCACAGAAAGAGAGCUGAGGAAGAGGAAGAAGAGGAAGUUCAGCCUCUGGGUUCGACAGUGCUCCUCCACAGGAUUCAUCUGUCAGGUUUCGGUCCAUCUGAAGGAGGGCACAGACAGUCUGGCCACCUUGAAGAACAAACCUCAGCUCCACAGCCUCGUGGCCAAGCAGCUUUGUCAGAACAUCUCCGGCAAGAACGCCAUCAUCUUCACCGGGCCGUCCAUCACGAGCCUCGGCCUCUUCACAGAAUUCAGCAAACAAGAUAUCUUCUGCUGCGGUUUGCUGAGCACCAGAAAGAGCGACUGCACAGGCCUACCCCAAAGCAUGCUGGUCUGCAGCUCCACGCCAGCGCAGCGGGGCCAGUCCCACGUGAUGAUGAAAGGCAGCAUGUCCCUGAUCAGCUGGUACAACAAGGGACACUUCAGGUUCCUCACCAACGCUUACUCCCCAACAAAACAAGGUAUGAUCAUUAAGAGAAAAAGUGGAGAAAUCCCAUGUCCCUUGGCUGUUGAGGCGUUUGCCGCUCAUCUCAGCUACAUCUGCAAAUACGACGACAAGUACAGCAAGUAUUUUAUCUUYCAUAAGCCAAAUAAGACCUGGCAGCAGGUGUUCUGGUUGAGCAUCAGCAUCGCCAUCAACAACGCGUACAUCCUCUACAAGAUGUCCGACGCCUACACGGUGAAGCGCUACAGCCGAGCGCAGUUCGGAGAGAGACUGGUCCGGGAGCUGCUGGAUCUGGACGACUGCUCCCCCACACAGUGAGACAGGAGGAGGAGGAGGAGGAGGAGGAGGAGGAUCGUGAAGACAAAAGGAGGGCACAGAAAUAGAAACAGGAAUAAAAAUCCCACAAACGGUGGGAUGCAUUCAUUUACACUUGGUUGUACAGACUUGUCAGUCUGGGUCAGUGUGAUAAAACCAAAUCAGUGCCAAGCCCUUAUCUGUCGCUCUGUAACCAGUCCUCCUGUAAAUAUUCAUUAACACUAAACUGCACACCACACUGUAACAGUAACCACACUCAUUUACUAAGAACUUAUCAGCUGAAGCAGGGAGGAAGAAGGGAUCAAUAAAACAAUUUCACACCUAAAUGAUGUCAGCCAUAGUGUGUAUCAACGAGUGAAAUCAUCUCAAACGAGCCUGAAAGUUCCUCUUGUGCAAGUAUUUCARUCCAUCAGGUUAAAAGGCUAAACGAAGCCCACUAAUUACACUUAAAAAAUAAUCUGAGUAAACUGGACACUGCAUGCAUCAAGAAUCUGGAUUGUGAUGUUCUGUUGUUUAGUGUGAAGAUGAUUUCCACUCCAGGUGAGCUUUGUGUGUUUAUAAAGUGGAACUGCCAUAUGUGUGUGUGCGUGCAGGUGCGCGCGCGUGUGUGUGUGAGAGACUUUGAACCUGAGGAUGUAAAUGUAUAGCACUCGUGACCCAAAUGUGUCGUGUUGUUUGCACACUGUGUUUGCUUUUCUGGACGGCUGUCGGUGAAGGUGAAGCCACACACAGCAGUGUCAGCUAUUACACAAAAUAAAGUCCAGACAAGGAAGAUCAAAUCUCCCUUAAAACCUUUGGUUUCUUUUAAAAAAAUUUUUUUGUUCUUUUACAUCCAUUAAAGGAAAUAAUGCAAACAUUAAAAUGGACAUAAAAAAUAAAGAAAAAACACACUAUUUGAAAGUUUGACGUGAAAUGUUUGAGGUUACCAACUUCAAUCCACAWGUGAGACUAACAUUAAAUAAAUGCAUAAUCACCUACCGUGCAUGCUAAGGUUUUACAUAAACACCUGAAGUGACGUGUUACUGCUUGAGUUAUGUGAUGAGGAUGGUUCUCAGCUAUUACUGCAUGAAAUUGUAGCUCAGUGUCUGUCAAGAUGACAAAGUCAUUAGUGCGCUUUUUUAAGGCUGGUCAGCUGUGGCGGCCAUCUUGGAUUUGGUUUGAUUCUAAAAUUUAACCAGCCGUAGAUGUACGUUUAAUGAUUACUUUCUGAGAGGUUCAUUAAAAUUUAUCCCAACUCCAUAAUCGUUCAUAUUUUUAUUAUGUUUUUAUGUGUGUAUGAGUUUGUUAGCUUUUUCAUAAAUUUGAUGCCUCUGUAAAAUUAGAACACUUAAAGAACAUGAGAGUCUAAGUUUUUAGCUCCGUUUACGUGGAAUUUCAGCAGUAUGGUUUUUCUUUGUGGUAAAAYACACCUGUCAGGCAGUGAGCUGAGAGAUUUGGAUAGUAAUGUUUGGCCAGAUUUACUCUAGAUCUGAUGAGGAAAGACGACUCACUGGAGGCUUUAACACUGAACUCAACAAAAACCUUACAUUCUGUGAUAUUUCCAACGAUCAAACAGCGUUUAGACACAUCACCUGUGUUUCAGCUGGUUUCUCCUGGAGCACACUGCUGUCUGUGGCUCACAGUAGGGCUCCUUUUCUUUUGCUUUAAUGGUGGUCAUGUGCUGGAACAUGAAACGUUUCCRUGUGUGCUCGUUCUUCAGCAUGGUUCCACGUGUGAACACUUCUUACUGUAACAUGAUGAUGUUAUGAGUGAUCCAGAGGCAGGACUCGUGCACUUUCCCCCCUCCCCAGCACCACCACCACAGUCUUGCACUUUGAAAGCUGUAACAUUAGGAACACGUUUAUCAGAUCUUUUUUUUAGCUUUAAAGAGAAAAUGAUAUCCACUUAUUACAGAUCAGCUAUAUAUACAGUAUAUAAAAGUAGAAAGAGGAGAUUGUUAAUUUAAAAAAUAAAGACUGAAAAAUAAAAGUAAAAUGAAGGGUUUUCACAGUAGAGUUAAAGUAACUGUGUGUAGUUUGGGUAAAAAAAAGUGAGUAUAUGUGAAUAAUCUGUUACUGAGACUCAAGAUUGUGAUUUUUUUCUAUUUUAUUUACUCUUUUCACCAAUCCAAACUAUUGCUGUUGUCACUUGUGUGUGUGAACCACUGAAUGUUGUCAAUGAAUGUGUCUAAUCACUAUUCACCACCAACUAACACUGUUAUUUUUAUUUUAUCUCUAAUGUCACAUAUUUGUCAACUCAUAAUUUUAAUACAAUGUUUGAUAUUCCUGUAAUUCAUGGCAAUUGUUUUCACUUCAAUGCAAAAAAAAAUUAUGAACUGAAAAGCAAAUCAAAAAAGAAAACACUCAGAAAUAAUAAGAUUGUUUUUAUGCACUUUGUUCAUUAGCAGUAGGCAAAAUCUGGUAGAUUUAUAUAAGAAAUCUCAAUGAAGCAUUUAGGCUUAWUUUGUGUAACAGCUUUUUUUCCUGCAAUAAAUUAAUAAAUUAACAUGUA
Molecule: messenger RNA, 4432 nt
Organism: Austrofundulus limnaeus
Lineage: Eukaryota; Metazoa; Chordata; Actinopteri; Cyprinodontiformes; Rivulidae
Gene: pgbd5
Product: piggyBac transposable element derived 5
Exons: 7
Coding region: 350-1945 (531 amino acids)
Biological process (GO): non-replicative DNA transposition
Cellular component (GO): nucleus
Molecular function (GO): transposase activity
Source: RefSeq, a predicted model, not a curated record